Owenia fusiformis is the source of this 3168-nucleotide messenger RNA. NCBI's taxonomy places the organism in Eukaryota, Metazoa, Annelida, Polychaeta, Sabellida, Oweniidae. The record is from the annotation of a GenBank genome assembly.
AAGUUUUAGUCUUCAUGGGAUAUCAUCAACAGAAAAACCCAGCAUUGGGUUGUAGUGCUAUUGAUGAAUUAGCGUCUACGCGUUGCAACGUCACAAUCUCCCCUGGAGGUCCGAGAUCAAUAAAAAAAGAGAUAGACAUUGACGUCAAAGCAUCAUCUCUACACAGCUAUGAAAGUUUGUAUUACUUAAGAAUUUUUACAGGAGAGAUUGGAGACCCAGAUAUAUGGCACAAUUAUAAAAUAAUAGAAAUACCCCUCCAGAUUGAUCACCCAAAUGGUCAUUUUAAAGGCGCAACUAACUGUAAAAGUAACAACGAUCCACAUAUGACAACAUUUGAUCAAAGAUAUUACGAACAUCAUACACAGGGCGUGUAUCUUCUGUAUAGGAAUACAGAGUUAGACUACAAGGUUUACAUUAAAACAACGAAAUGUAAUAAGGCAGCUACGUGUAAUUGCUUAGUAGCGGCCGAGGUAGAAGACGAUCUUCUUGUCGUUGAUUCUUGCGCAGAAAACCGUAUAUACUAUGGUCAAACAAGAGGGGUGAAGUUCAGGAACAGAAAAGUAACGCUUUUCCAAAAUGGAGAUUUGGCUCGUGGUUUCAACUUAAAAACUGCCCAAGAUGGAAAAGCACUAAAGAUAACAUUACCGAGUGGCACCGUGGUAUCCGUAUCAGAUGGACGUCUAUUUAAUGUAUUGAUAACACCCUCAAAUCUGGAUAAACCAAGAGGAGAUAGGUUUGACGAGAACUACAGGACACGAACUGAAGGAUUAUGCGGUGAAUAUGAUCAGAAUUCUGAAAAUGAACCAGGGAACCUUGAAAAAUGGAGAAUAACAGACACGCGAUUUUUGAAUAACGGGGUUCCACCGAAAGAUACCUUGAGACAAUAUUGUGUUUGUACAUCAAAAGGAAAACUCUCAUGCGCAGAUGCUUGCAAUGUAACGAGCAGUCUUACAAUGAUGGGAAGUGGGUAUUUUACCGACGACGUGUAUCCUACAGAUGAGGACUUGCAGGAAGACAUUUUGGACAAUUUGGAUACAGGUGUCGAAAUGUUCCAUUCCAGUGGAAAAUGGCCAACGGCGUCUGGGUGGACAGAAGAAAACGCCUUGGAAUUUUGUACAGCAGCUAUUAACAGCACGAGUGCAGCAAGUGCUUCACAGAGUCUACCCGAAAGUCUAGAACUUGAGUCCUACAUCAGAGGAUGCGUGCUAGAUAUAAUGCUUACAGAUGGAACUGAAUGGUUAGAAGACACUCUUGAAUCUCUCCGGACAGAGGUAGCCUCUGUGGUUGAACGGAACAUAUCUAUGUGGGAUAUAAACGACGAAGGUGAUCCUGUCGGACCUCCAUCUGAAUUCACGAACCAGUUAUGCCCACGAAAUUGUAGUGAUCAUGGGAAUUGUGUGAAUGGAACGUGCGAAUGCGAUGCAGAACACACAGGAGCAGACUGUGCCCUUGAACGGUCAACUCCCCCGACACUUCUAUUUGUCCCGGAGAGGGGAUUGUGUGACGUACGUUUGAGACCAUGUAGAGCAACGCCGAUAAUGGGAGAAAACUUCGUGGACGCAUCAAAUCUAACUUGUUAUGUGAGACAAUUACAGAUUAGACAAAAUGGAACCACGGAUUUGAACGACGAAAUUCUUGUUACAAAGGCUCAAUUCGACUCAUACCAAAGAAUUAUUUGCCCACUAUUUCCGACUGAUCGAGCUGUACGGCCGAAUUAUACAGAAACACCCAUAACUCCAGAAAUUCCAGCGAUUGGAUUCAGAGUUGAAGUCAGCAAUGAUGGUAAUGUUAAGAGUGACUCUAUUGACCUCGUGUCAUACGACGCAUUGUGUUUGAAUUGUACAGGAUUUGGGUCUACAAAUUGCUCACAAAAUCCGUUACCUCACGAUGGUUACUUAGUACGGUCCGAACAAGGGAUACCUGCUAAACGUAACUCAUUCGAAGACAUCAUAGACCAUAUAAAAGAAAAAGAAUUGCAGAAACGCAGAUUCAAAUAUCGGAUGUUAAUCGCAUUGGGUCUUCUGAUAUUGCUAUUAGUCACAGCGGCUAGCAUCGGAGUAGGAGUAGCAUCUCUUUUUGGUCCUUCCGAUAGUUGGAAUCACUACAACAAUCCCCAGCUGGAGUGGUCCAGAGCAAACAUUACAAAUACAACAAACAGUAUGGGCACUAUUGAGACCUAGCAGUAAUAAUGUGCACAAUGAGCAAUAUGACCAUUUAACAUAAAGGCUUCCAAAGACAAAUGACGAAUUUGCGCCAAAUGACGUCAUGCGUCAAAUGACGUAUUUACGUUGAGUAUUACAGCGUUGCCUUUUGAGUAAUCGUGGACACUGCAGUAAGAAUGGUUUCCAAUAUACUUACAAGAAGAACGAAAUCGACAAGAACAUCAUAAACUGUAUGAUUCUACAUAGCUGGGAUUUUAGCUAUAAGAUUUUAUACAAAAAGAAAAAUAACAUAUUUGUCUGAUAGCAGCACGCUGUGUAAUAGCUAUAGCGUGUGUCACAUCCAUUUUGAUUUGCGAAAGGAAAGUUCUGUAUUUAAGCCUUCUUCCUAUAGCUAAUAGCUGCAAUCUGAAAAAUGAAGAUAUACAGACUUUUAUCCAACGACAUAUUUCUUGUUGUGCCUAUUUUAAUGACAUUUGCACUAUUUAAACAUUUUUAAGUUAUUAUAUUUGGGAAAGAUAUCAUAGUGUGGGAUAAUUCUAAAAAUGAUAACUCUGAUUUUAGAGAGGAAAUGAUCUUUGGAAUAGUUUUUAAAUAUUUCCGUCAUAUGAUAACUUUUCUGUAAAUAUGUAUAUUACAAAUUACAAACCAUUUUAUAUCUAAGAAUUAUAUACAUAGAUUUAUAGUAUUAUAUAAGCCCAUGAUAUAAGCUAUUUGAUUGAAAUAGAGAAAACAUUGAGCUCGUUGUGCCAUCUUUUGUAGGACACAGCACUUUUUGUACAGGGUGUCCCAAAAAGGAAACCGGGAUUUGAUAGACUAGAUGCGAGUGCAAAUAAUCUUGAUUUACUGUAUACGUCAUUGAAAAUUCAAAGUUCAGUCAAACUGACGUCAUAUUUGGAAACUACAUGUAAAAUUACAUCUAGAAAUGUGGUUUUGAAGAGUUUAUCAAAUUUGAUAAGCAAGCCACCGGGUGGCUAAUUCGGGGGAAAUAACAUGGCAGGGUAUUACA